Fusarium oxysporum Fo47 is the source of this 1023-nucleotide messenger RNA. RefSeq names its product chaperonin 10-like protein. Gene Ontology annotation, molecular function: oxidoreductase activity, acting on NAD(P)H. NCBI's taxonomy places the organism in Eukaryota, Fungi, Ascomycota, Sordariomycetes, Hypocreales, Nectriaceae. The coding region runs from base 1 to 1023 and encodes 340 amino acids. The transcript is spliced from 2 exons. The record is from RefSeq and is a predicted model, not a curated record.
AUGAAGGAAGCUCUGGUAUCGAAAGGCCCUACGGUUCAGAUCAUCGAAUCCCCAAUGCCCGAGCCCAAUGGCGACCAGGUCUUGAUCAAAGUUGUUGUUAGCGGCUCAAACCCCAAAGACUGGAAGGUUCCGGAGUACCACGGAAUUACAACCAAUUCUGGCGACGACAUUGCUGGCAUCGUUACCAAAGUCGGCUUCAAUGUCACUGAAUUUAAGCCCGGCGACCGUGUGGCGGCACUCCACGAGGUGUUUAAGCCACACGGCAGCUACGCCGAGUACGCCAUCGCAUGGGCAUACACUACUUUCCAUAUUCCCAAAGAGACGACGUUCGAAGAAGCAGCCGCGAUCCCUCUCACAGCUAUGACUGCCGCUCUCAGUCUGUACCAGCGCCUCGGACUUCCUCAGCCGUGGCAACCUGCUCAGGAGCCCAUGCCCUUGAUUAUUUAUGGGGCUGCGUCUGCGGUGGGGGCUUAUGCAGUUCAGCUAGCAAAGCAGAGUAAUAUCCAUCCACUAAUCACAGUUGCAGGAAGGGCACUCGACUACGUGGAGUCACUCAUUGAUCGCACCAAGGGAGAUACCAUCAUCGACUACAGAGCUGGCGAUGACGCGGUCGUGGAAGGCCUUAAGAAGGCUCUUGGUAACAACCCAGCCAUGUACGCGCUGGACGCCGUCUCAGAUAAUGGCAGCUACGUCAAUAUCGGCAAGGUGCUGGGACAUGGAGCUAAAAUCACCUUUGUAUUGCCAGGGAAGGAAUACCCAGGUAUCCCGGAGAAUGUUGAACAGACCGUAACGAGUGUGGGCAUAGUGCACGAAGACAACCUCGCCAGUCAAAAUUUUGCUUUCGUGUAUUUCCGCCUCUUCGGGCGGGGGUUGCAAGAAGGGUGGCUCAAGCCGCAGAGACAGGAGAUCGUGCCGGGUGGAUUGGCAGGGAUUCAGCCGGCACUUGAUAAACUGAAAGCUGGCAAAGCGAGUGGAGUCAAAUAUGUGUUUCGUAUUUCCGAUACUGAGGGGAUUGAGAAGUAA